AUGAAUUUGGGAAAUAGGGAAGAUGAUUAUUCAAUACAAGACCCGAGUAUGGCGUAUUCCGGUAAGGUGCUUGCUCCGAUGUUCUCUAAGAUCUUGACUAUGACAUAAGUAACUUUGAAAAAUAUAUUGCGAAUGUACGAUGUGAGUAGCAGCAUGUCUGUUAAAUAAGGUCAUUUUAUCGCUAAACUUGAGUUUGCUUGUUUGUUUCACAAGCGAAUUCUAAAUUACAUGUACUGUAAAACUCAUUUACAACGAUGGGAAUACCAAGCCUGAGACAUUGUAUUGAUUACAUCAUGCUCCGGUAGGGUUGUUGCUUAGAGCAAUAAUUACUCCGGCUUAAAAAGAGCUAACCCUUUCUAAAAUGGCUCUGGAAAACAAAGACAUGAAGUAAUUUUGAAGGUUCAGUUGCGUAAAAAAGCUGGCUUCACCAAUGAAAAAGCCAGCGUUGCUUUUCCUUAGCUUUAUCCCUGCGGUGGACAAGUCUAAGUCGGGCACCACAAAAUUCUUGCUCCAGUUUGAUUGCCAGUCAGAAUUGGCUUGUGGAGCUGGUGUUGUUACAAAUUUGAAAGAAAUUACAUGUUACAAGAAAAAUUGAAAUUGCCUAACAUACAUGUAUUGUAAGACCAAACAAGGUAUAUAACAGCUGUACAUGUGUCACAGACCAAAGAGAGUUAUUUAAAACAUUUAACAGGGGUGUCAUUAAGUGCUUAGCCAGCGAAAACAGCCUUUUCUCCUCACUCCUCGCUGCUGGGGACAUUUUGCGAGGACGAACGUCCGUGACUCAGCGACAGAAAUUCCAUACAGAUGACGUAAAAUCUGACCAGAAUCGGGUCAUAAGCGCUGAUUGGACAACUAAGUAGUUACAUUGUUUUAGCUAUUUUUUACGAAUGACAGACAAAAGACAAAAGGCUACAAAGGUCAAAUGUAAAAGCGAUGAAUUUAUAACAAAACAAUCAAUAUUUGUGGAAUGUACUCUUCUCUAGAAGAAGGUUUUGAGUUUCGCUGGAGCUUGUUUGCAGAUGAACACAACACUUUACCAAAAUCGACAAGGAGAAACAUAAAAUUGAACAAAUUUGCAUUUGGAACCCCAUGACUAUUGGAUUUAUUAUUUAAACAUUGAUUUUAUGUCAUCAGUAUGGAAUUUCUGUCAUUGAGUCGCAGACGUUCCUCCCGCGAAAUAUUCCCAGCGGUGAGGAGCAAGGAGAAACAGCUGUUUUCACAAGCUAUUAAGUGCCGGGGGCUGGGGAUUUUCCUCAGCUACUCUGAAUGUGGUCCCUGGCUACUUUCAUUGGAAAAUAGAAAAAAAACAGAACAAAAGAUAUCCCUAGCUGACCCAAGUAAUGUAGGAGCUGCUCGUAAGGUGUUUCCUCAUUGGUCGCAGGAAACAAUAACACAUCAUUGUUUAUCAUUAUUUCCCAUUGUUUCAUGGUUAGGGUAAUGAACCAAUUGUCUUUUAGGGUUAGGAGAGGUGAGGUGUUUGAUUCCUUGCAUGCAGGUACUUGUUGUAUUUAUCCGGCAACUAGAAAUCUUAGUGACAACCCUGACUUAAGCUUGCACAACAUUGAAAAGAGAUAACUGUAUAGGAAUAAAAAAGUUUUGCAAGGCUUUUGUGCAUGCAUCACAAGGCUUGAAUGCAUCCAUCUUUUUUGGUAGCUUGGAUGCCUUGUACUUAAGUGUGACAUGCAUUUCAUCUUUCUUUUUAGUCAACAGAGGUGCAGCACUCUCACCAUAUCUGAACAUUGAUCCAUCAUAUCUUAAUCAGGUAAAGUAAUAAUAUUAUAGAGAGCUUUAGCAACCACAACCAUGAUGGCAAUGAGAAUGUAAAAAAAUAAAUAAAUGAAUGAAAACAAUAUUAUUGGUAUUAUGAGCAAAACAAACUCUGCAUGUGCAUCACACUUUUUUUCAGAGCUUUCAUUAAGGGCCCAGGUGUAGGUAUUUUCCCUGACUAUUACCACUAUACAGGUAUUGCAAUCUCGAUUUUUCUGUCAGGAUGAUUCUAAGCAGAAACAGCCAGUGGUGUCAUUAUAACUUAAUUUAAAAUCGUACCACUGUAUUUCUUCAUUCUAAUUGUGUUUGGUAUGCAUUUCGUGAUGUGUGCAAACAGUAUGACUGUAAACUGGCCAAUAAAGAUCCAAAUCACAAUGAAUAAGUUGUGAUUUAAGGACUCUCUUGAAGUUUUUUAUUCCACAAAAAAAUUUCUUGACCCAAUGUCAGGGUCUGUUAUCAGCAAAAUGUGUACAUAUGCCAGUUCGUCGUUUCUCAGAUAAUGUGUUAACACCCAGCAUCUGCUUGCAGCAUUAUACUUAGAAUUUUUAACCUCAAGGCAGUCUAUAAUUAUAUUGUAGUUAAAGCAUAAGAUUUUAACUUUGUUUUACAGGGUGGAGCUGAGUUUGUUUUUCCCACUGAUAGUAAAAAGAAGAGAAGUUGGGGUGAACAGAUGUUUUCAGGGAUUGGAACCUCGUAUAUGUGUGGUAUGUUGUCAGAACAUUGUUGAAUUCAGUUAAACCCUUUCACUCCUAAUGGCUGCCAAAGAAAAUAAUUCACUCUCAAUAAAUCCAAUUCUGUUAUUAAAAUCCUAAGAACUAAAUAGUGCUAUGCAAAAGUUCUACCUAAGAGUAUUCAUUUUUAUGGUAAAAUCAUACGAUUUCAUCUUCAAGUUAUUGACCUAAUAAUAAUCUUCCCUUAACAUACUGUUGCAGAAGUGGAAAAGGGUCAACCAGGUGCUGAGUUAGGGAAAAGUUCUUUUAUUAUAAUUUGGACUUGGUUCUUAUGACAAGCAGGAGUCAGUUUAUUAAAACUUUUACAAAUGUAGCUUAGUACUGUUUUCAAACUCUAGAACAAUGGCUACAUGUGAAAAAGUUUUAUUAAAUUGACCCCAGGGUUAUCAAGAAGUUCUGUAAUUUGACUGGUUGCUACAUGUACUCACUAGUAAAAAGAAAAAAAAAAUAGAGCAAAAAUGGUGUUGCCACUUGCCAUUGCCAUCUACAUGUACUUUUUUACUUUUUGGCUCUACUUCUUAACCACCCAGAUUAGAUACAUUCAUCAGAUGCCUUUCAUGUUUUGGAGAGUUUGAAACUUUUCUGUAAUUGAUAUGAUGAUCCUCUUUUUAAAGGUUUGGCAGUUGGGGGGACAUGGGGUUUAUAUGAGGGCCUACGGAAUCCAGAUGGCAAGACCCUCAAACUUAGAGUAAAUAGGUAUGUAUUCAAUCCUAUUCAUGACUGAUCAUACUUAUAUCAAUUUUGUAUUAUAAUUUAAACUUUGGAUAGCGCUAUCCACCAGAUAAAUCACUAUGCAGUGGCUAAGUACUUGUGUUAUCCACUGGACAAAGAUUUAUCCAGUGGAUAGUGUUAUCCAGCUUUAGUGUUAUCCAACUAGGGCCAGGCUGUGCUCUAAGAAAAAUUGAAUGGAGCUCAUUGCACUGAGCCUGUGAAAUUCAGGGUGCCCAGCAUAUGAUUUCUAUGAAAAAAAAAUAGUAAUAAAACUAGAUUUUUAUAGUUACCUGGGCAUAAAAGUUAGGUGCCAGGGGUCACUGGGUGCUCUUAAAACACAGCCUUGAACAAAUUUGACAAGUCAGAGUAAAUUUUCUGAGCUUGUUUGGUAGAAUAAGUAACAAAUUGAUUUGUUUAUUGCAAAUUUUACAGUGUACUUAAUGGAUGCACACGGAGGGGUCCAUCUUUUGGAAAUGGCCUGGGGAUUCUUGGUAAGUGCAGAAAUAUUGUAACAGCUUAUAUAAAGAGGGAAAUUUAUUUGAUACAUUUACAUAUCAACUGGCUGUAGUUGCCCCUGUAUAUCUCUUGUUCUGCUAGUGACAGACUACUUGACAUGAUAGACCACUUUCAUGAGAAACUUCUGCAGGGAAUGAGAUCUUUCAAAUCAUGCCCAAAUUAGCAUGAGCUAGUCAAGCAAGCGGCGCGUAAUGACUGAAUGGCCGCGGCCGUCGCUUUUUCUUGCCGACAAAUAAUACUUUCGAGGGCAUUUGUUUAGCUUUUGCUGGGAAAUUUCUUCAAAAGGAGUUGUGAAUUCUUUUUGUAUUUAAAAUCAUUCUGUAAAAAAAGAUUAUUAAAUUUAGUCUUAAGCUUAUUUAUGAACAAGUCAACUAAAUAAUAGUAACACAAGACUUAAGCUUAAUUUGUAUUUGUAAACAAAAAACUUUUUCACCGGUUUUAUCGAUAAAUUCGAGUCAAAAAGACAAAGCUUUACCUGUUAAAACUUCCAAACCGAACUUUGUCACCUUCUUUGUGUAUUUCCGGAACAGCUUGCUUGAUUAGUAGUUAAAUUUCUUUGUUUGUUAUGGCAGCAAACUGGGAAGGCAUUUUGCUCACAACUUACGUGAGUUUGGCGUCGCUUGCUCGGAGGAACUGGAGGUGAAUCAGUGAAUAGUGCAGGAUAUUCACUGAUUGAGUAGCCAAUCAGAGCGUGUGAAAAACACUAUCCACUGUUUUAGUAUAUACUCAACUGUUAUAUAACAUUCAUCAGAAAAUUCCAAUGGAAAUCUUGUUUCACUGUCCACUGUUACUUCCUGCAAAAUGAAUUCAUGAUCCUUGGUAGUUUUGUAGAAAUGUCAGUGUAUUCCCAAUAAAAAUUAAUGUAGCCUCGUACAUGCCCAGCAAAAAGUUACAUGAACUUUGAAAGUUGUAAUUAUUUUGGAUCAGGAAAAACAGCUAGCCUGGUUAUACUGAGUGAAAAAACAACCUGACUAGCUAAAAAAACAUUUUUUGGCAUUAGUUUCCAGGGGCAAUUAAAUGGGUCCUUAAAGUAUGUUAUUAUCACAAUGCAUGUGCAGGAAAAAAACUGACUAAAGUUUAUGUAAGGAAAGAAUUUAAUAUAAAUAUAUUAAUGAAAAGUUAUGAUUGAAUAGUAACUAAAAAGAAUAUUGAAUUUUUUUUUUGUUAUGAACAGCACUCAUGUACUGCAGUCUAGACACAUUGAUUGGAAAGUUACGUGGAGGAGAGGAAGAUGAAUUCAACUCUAUUGGUGCUGCAACCUUAACGGGCAUGCUCUUUAAAUCGACAGCAGGCGUGAGACCCAUUGCUAUAGCUGGAGCUUUGGGUGGUGGUCUUGCCACUGCAUAUCAUUUUGGGGAAAAGCUUUGGAACAGCAGAGGACAUUCUCUUUCCACGCCCAACUGGGCUUAGAUUCUGUUUAAAUUUUUUGCUGCGAACAGUGCUUACAGUCUAUAACAUCCAUCACACUGAAUCAUGAGUUGGCUUUGGUUUGAUGUUAUAGCCCCAUAUUUAAUUUGCAAGAGGAAAGAAAAGUUGACCAUUGUGUCUGGUGAACGUGUGGAGUUCCAUGGUUACAAGGCAAACGUCAUACUUUGAAGGACAAAAGAACUCAAAUGACAAAAUCAUUGACCAAGGAAUAAGCUUGAGAACUGAAAAGGACUGCUCUACAGCAUACAAUAACAUGGCAUUACAUCCAUGGAUGAAUAAUAUUCAUGUUGCAGUUUACAUGUUGAUGUACCUGUACCUGUACGAACACAAUGUUCACAUGGAUUUAAUGAACCAUCAAAGGAGAUGAGAGUCAUUCCUUUGUUUUACACUGUGUAAAAAAAGUGAAUUAGGUUGGUAAAAUACAAGAAAGAUUAUUAAAGCGCAAAGUUGAUGGAAUGAUAUUUCUUAACAGGGGAGUUUUGCAGCUAACUAGUUUUGGAUGCAUUGAUAAAACGAAACUAAAGGAUAUGCAAGACCAAAGCCAUGGUUGUUCUUUAUCAAGGUUUCCUUUAUUGUACUUGAGUGCCUUUUACCAAAAAAAAAACUUCUUACAGGGUUCAUAUAUACCUUUAAAGUCAUCUAUUUUCAGAAUAUAAUAUUAUAAUAAUAUUAUUAUGAUAACACCAGACUUAAAAAGUCCUUAACAAUAAAUUGCAGCUGGUACUGGAAAGUUUUAAAAAUAGAAAAUUUUCAUGAUGACAUUAUUUGACUACAACUACCAGAAUCCUCUACUUUGCUGUGUGUACAUGCAAACCAGGGUUGUUGUUUUAUAAAUGUUGGUGAGAAUAAAUUUAAAAAAGAACAAAAAAGUAAUGGAUUUUGGUAGUUGUGGUUAUCUGACUUCAUCGUGAAAAUGGCCUAUUAAUUUUUUGUUGCUUACUUAAUCCGACACAGAAAAUGCAGGUGAAAAAAUAAUAAUAAUAAAAAAGGUUAUAACACUCAUUGAAAGCCCUAGCCUGUUCUCAAACCCUACGUUUAACAACAGUCAAUUUAUUAUUAAAUAAAACCAAAGUGCAGUUAAUGUUCCUGUGAUACUGUUUUCCAACAUUUUUUUAAUUACUGGUAAUUCUAAUCAUCAUGCAUGCUGCAAAUCUAAACUUUGAAAUCAAAUAAACUGUUUUUGCCAAUAAUGCCAAAUCACAAACUGUCGGAGAAAGUUGUCAACUUCAUUUUGUCCGAUUCAUAAAAAACAAAAAAACAACAAAACAAAACAAAUUGCAUCAUGAAAAAGCACCAGUUUGAUGGGGUUUCAUAUCAAGGAUUACACUGUGAGGUCUCGUUCAGAAUCAAAAAGUCUCAUCCUAACCUUGGCCAUCUUUAACAAGUGGGGUGUUACAGUAAUAAUUAGAGACCUUGAAGGUACACCAUAACUUUAUUGCCUUCAGGUAUAGUUAGAGGUCCCUUUGCAUACUUUUAAUAUUUAUUUAUAUCAAAGACCAUACUUUUACCACUUUCUUAGCUGGACACCAAGCUGGUUUCCCAUGGUAACAGGUUGUUUACCUGUUUUUACUAUCCCAGACUUAUGGUCUCU
This is a messenger RNA of Porites evermanni, 6744 nucleotides long. The record is from the annotation of a GenBank genome assembly. NCBI's taxonomy places the organism in Eukaryota, Metazoa, Cnidaria, Anthozoa, Scleractinia, Poritidae.